UAAUAGCUAAUAGACUUGAGAUCUGUUACUAAAACACGCGCUGCUUACUUGAUGGUAUAAUGUCAAUUUGAAACUAUUUUUCAUUGACAAAAACAGAAAGCAACGUGGUUUUGCAAUUUAUUUUUCUUAGAAGUACAGUUAGUUGAAGAGUUUAUGUUAGCUAAAUGCCGAUUUCUUAUUCUACAGAAGAUCGGGCCAUUUUGGAGGGAAAACUGGAAAAUCUGCCCAAGUUUAAUUCUAGAAUUGUCCGAAUUUUUUUCAGUUCAACUUUCACAGACACCAAAUUGGAGCGUGACAUUGUGCUGAAGGAGCUGUACCCCCACUUGCGUGCCUUCUGUGAGGCUAGGAAGUUGGAGUUCCAGCUGGUGGACAUGCGUUGGGGCAUCAAAGACAACUCCCGCUCAGACCACUCCACCGAGAAGCUCUGUCUCAGGGAGAUCCGCAACUGUAUCCAGUACUCGGCCGGACCCAACUUCGUGGUGUUCCUGUGCGACAAGUAUGGCUUCGACCCGAUCAGGACUGAGAUCCCACGCUUCGACUACAUGAGUUUGGAGUCAGCGGCCAGGAACAGCGGAGUGGACUUCUCCUCUGUCGCCACUCUCUACAAACUGGACGAGAACAAUCUCGAGAGGGGUAGUGGAAUGUACAUACCACAGAAAGUUCCGCAAGUUCUUCCGGACUACGAGUCACCUGACCCAAAGAAAAAGGCGGAAGCGGAAAAACAGUGGGACGCCCUGGCCAACGACAUCCAAAAAACCCUGAAAUUACUAGCCAAAAAGAAGUUCCAGGGAGACCAGGCAUUGUUUUACGAGAAGUCAGUUACAGAAGCAGAGCUGAAAUGCGCCUUCAUAGACCAGGAGAAUGAGAAAAAUAGAGACCGAUGCAUUUUGUUCACGCGCAAGCUGAAGGGAAUUGAGAAGCUAGCUUAUGGCAACCCAGCCAUGACAAACUACCUGGAUUUUGAUUGGCUACCGGACGGCUCUAAAAAACUGAACGUGAGCAAGGGAAAACUGCUGGAGAAUCUCAAGGCCAAAGCCACGGACAUCAUCAACCCAGAUGGCUCAAAUCAUGGCGAGAACUUCUUUGCGUACGAGAUAGACAGUCUGGAGUGUGGCAUGGACCCCUCCGACCCCCAGCAUAAACAGUACCUCGAACAAUUCAAGGCCGACUUCAGAUACAGCGUCGAGAGCAUGAUCAACAAGCACGUAGAGGCAAACCGAAAACACAAAAAAGCCUUCGAGAGAAAUCCCGUAUUGAAAGAAGUUGUGCAGCACGCUCAUUUCUGCAACAAUUGCUUUAGACUAUAUUUUCCUCGCCCCGACGUCGAAAAGAAAGUCUUCGAGGCACUUAAAAACUCCGCCAACAACGUUCCCAUUGUCAUUUACGGCGACAGCGGAUCCGGAAAAACGUCUAUAGUUUCAUCUGUCAUUAGGACGAUGCGGGAAAAUUUCAACUACAAAGCUAUUUGUAUUUAUCGGUUUCUUGGAACGACAGCGGAAACUGCACAGAUAAGCACUGUUUUGAAAUCCAUCAUGUGUCAGAUCCGAGACUUGUUUCGGAUUCCAGUCGUUCGAAUUCCGGAGCAAGCGCUGGAUGAUUUUGCUUGGCUGUCUGAGAAUUUUGGAAACAUUUUGGACGAAGUUUCGAGAAAAAUUAGCCAGGAUUUGGUAAUCAUUUUUGACUCCGUGGAUCAACUGUCUUCGAUUGACGGGGCUCACAAGUUCAUUUGGCUGCCCAAAGUUCUGCUACAGAGAGUGCAAAUAAUUUUGGCGGUCGACCGGAAAGAAAUCAACGGUUGUUUUGAAACGUUGUCUCUGAGUUUGAACCGCAUGGAAAACAAGGAAAAUUUCAUUUUCGUUCCUCCUAUGUCGAUGGAACUGGGCGAAAAGAUCAUAGAGACUCGGCUGCAGGCUGCUUCGAGGAAACUGCAAACGGAGCAGCAGAAGUACCUCCUCGACUCGUUCAAGGCCACAUGUCUUCCACUCUAUCUGAAACUGGCCUUAGAGGAAGCCCUGACUUGGAACUCAUUCACUAAGCUAAGAGAUAUUCAGCUAGCCAAGAGCACCUCUGAGAUCAUAGAGCAGUUCUUCCGCAAACUGGAGACUAAAUACGGCACCAUUCUCGUGAAGAAAGCCAUGUCUUAUCUUGUGGCCGCAAAGCAUGGUCUAUCAGAGACGGAGCUUGAGGACAUUCUCUCUCUGGACAACGAUGUGCUGAAUGAGCUCUAUCAGUACUGGCCGCCUCCUGAUCCAAGCAUAGUGCGCAUCCCCCCUGUUGCCUGGUCCAGAUUGAAGAAUGACAUCACUGAACAGCUGGUGGAGAGACAGGUCGACGGCACUAAUGUCCUAGCAUUCCUACACAAACAGUUCCCGCAAGUGAUUGAGAAGAUGUACAUGUCCCAGAAGGACAUCCUAUUCAAGAUAGAGAUCCACAGAGUCCUCUCGGAGUACUUCGAGAACAAGUACGGUGAGAGGGACUCAGUCGCCGCAGUCUCUUCCGAUGCCGGUCAUGGGAGUACAGGCGGAGCGGAAGAGAAGAGAAGCGUGGCCAAGGAAAUCAUCCUGAAAGUGCAGCGGGACAGGGGUGUGCAGUACCUGGACAGGAAGGUGAGACCGCAGCCGAUGGUGUUUUCGAAUGGUAAGUUCAAUCUGAGGAAAAUGAACGAACUGCCCUUUCACUACAUCUUCUUUGGAAAUGUGGACGCUCUGGUCGACAAUGUUCUGAGCAGUUACGACUGGCUCAUCGCUAAGACCAGAGCUCUAUCUGUUCAACAUGUCAUAGAAGACUUCAACGAAGUGUUGAUUUUCUGGGGUCCUAAAGUUCUGAAGGAACUGUCUCCCGAGAUUAGACGGAUCCGCGACUGUCUUCGACUGUGCAAACCGGCCUUAAACAUGAAUCACGAGGAAGAGAAGAACCAACAGCUGAGUAAUAAUUUUGCCCAUGAGUUCCUUGGGAGAAUGAGUGUGAUGGAGUCUAGUUCAAAGGGGCCAAUCAAAAAGAUACUCGAGAAGUGCCGACAGGUGUGCGAAUCACGUGAGUCGUCCAGUCUGAUCCCUGCCAACACCUGCUAUCCCUCCCCCAGCCGGGCCCUGAGGUGUUCCCUCUUCGGACACCAAUCCUUCCCCACCUGUCUGCAGUAUCUGCGCAACGGGGCUUAUCUACUGAGUGGGUCCAAUGACAAAACUGUUCGUGUAUGGGACACGGAGACUGACGAACUGGCAAUGAACUUCGACGAACACAGAGGUCAGAUUCGCGCAAUCUGUACAAUAGUGUACGCGAACGUGUGCGCCAGCAUAGCAGACGAUUCCCAACUAUACGUGUGGGAUAUCCAGUCCGGGGAUGUGUACGCCCACUUUGAGCAGGAAGUGUUGCCCCACCCCCAAAUGACAUGUCACUUGGCUGCCACAGAGUUCCCACAACAACACAACUGUCGAUACAUAUUCUGCGCCGCCAAACAACUCAAGGUGUGGGACUUGUCAGCCUACUAUCACCUUCAGACCAGUUCAGGCUCCUCCUCUUCAACCACCACCAAAAUGACCUCGGAUGACCUUUUGAGGAAGUGCAAUGUGGCCACUCUGAAGGAGGUGUUCAACAUGGGCCUGAAAGUGACAAAGCUGAAGGUGUCAAUGAAGGACAGGUAUCUGGCCGUGGGAUAUGACAGUGGGUUGCUGGAGAUCUACGGGAUACAGAGACUCAAACUCAGUGCAGAAGACAAGUUGGUCAAGUCGCCAAUAACAGAUUUGGCAUUCACGCAUGACGAAAACAAGCUAUUCUACUCUUCACAGGAAGGCAUCAAGUGUCUGGCUCUGAACAGCAACUCAAAGAACGUCCUAUGGAACAACUCCACAAGAAGCAUCACUCUCUCCAAAGACGGGAAAUAUUUCGCAGCCGGAGGAGGAUCGGGAGCGGGUAAUGUUUUCGUGUGGGACGUCGAUGAACUCAUCCAGUCACGGGCGCAGCCGAUGUACAGUGCAGACCACACUGCAUUCGUAGGCAAAUGCGAUGUGCUUGAUGUCCGCUUCUGUCGCAACAACGACUUCGUCGUGUCAGUGUCUCUGUCGCGCAACAUGGGCUCCGGUGGGGCGACAGACUACAUUGACAAGAGUCUUCUGGUUGCCACGCCCAUCUACUCCCAACAACACACAGACUCCAUCAUUCUAGAUGGGCUCACAGGCGUAUGUACAGCAAUUGGAGUGUCAGUGGACAGUGUUGCAGCCUCUUGUGACAAGAGUAGUACUAUCAAAGUGUUCCAAGUGGACAGAGAGUGGGGGGAGAUGAUGCGCAGGAGUACAGUCUUCAUCUACAGGAACCCAUCAUACCUAGAGGACAUUCGAUCGGACGGCACUGUGCUUGUGAAGUCUGGACAGGAUUUGUUGGUCUGGCAGGAGGGUUAUCACCAGGCCAAACAUGUCGUUCGACACGGACAUACCCUCACGUGUCUGGCUGCUGGACCCACCUCACUCAUAGCCUCGGGCGACCAUCAGGGGGGACUAUGUCUCGCAUACUUCACGACACCUCACGAAGAGUGCAAGCCUCAGUUUUUUGAAGCAGAUCGAGACAAUUACGACAUCCAUCUGAUUGUCAUCGACAAAGCCGAAAGCCGAGUGGCUGCAUUACAUAACAUGGGACACCUUCGAAUCUACAGGAGACAAGUCGACAACAACUUUCAGUUCUCGACUCUCAUCAACUACUCGGGAUCCUACGCUCAAGUGUCGAGCAUGUACUUUUCGGCUAAUAAUACUUUCGUGUUUGCGGCGAAGAAUGUUUUGAAGUUGUACGACAUCGGAAAAAAUCAACUGGUUAAAGAUAUCAAAAAUGUGGGAAAAGAAAUUGUGUUGAGCGCUUUGAACGAAGAUGGGACUAAUUUUGCGGCUGUCGACUUGAAAAAUGAAAACUUUGUUCACGUGGUGGCUUUGUUCAAGAACGAUUUACUGAAAGACAAGGUCACUUUGUCCAUGGCCACAGGAGCAACUGUAGCCAUAUGCUUCGGAGGCCCGAAACAGAACUGCCUUGUUGUCGGAACCUCCGACAACAUCAUAUGUGUCUACUCAAUACCUAAUGAAGAUGUCCUAAUUUACGCUUUCGUCUAUGACCAGCCCACUAAGCUCAUUUACAGCAAUGGAGUCAUCUAUUCUGGAAUGAAAAAUGGACAAUUUGCCAAAUUGAAAUUAAGUUUAAAAGAAAAAAUGAGCGACAAAAGUUCAAGUUUAGGCAAAAUGAACGAAACUAAAAAAUCAUUUUCAAGUCUAGUUUCUGCUGAAGAUUUAUUUGGUGGGUUUGGAUUCAAUGGUGAAAACAAUAAUAGCGAAGUGCGCGUUAAGCCGAAAGGAUUAGAAUCGGUAUUAAAACCAAGUAACAAAUUAUCUUCUACAAUUGAAAACGCGAAAAGCGCGAAGUUUCAUAAAAUGUCAGCGGCGAUCAUUUCUCCAGAUGAAAUCGCUUCAAUGGCGCGCCAAGAGGCUGAAAGAAAGAAGAAGCUAGAAGCCAAAAUGUCUCUUGGAAUUGUUUUAAACAAAGUGUUGCCAGCCCACAAAGAACUGCCGUCUCCUAGACCUAAAGAAAAGCGUCGGAAAAGUUUGAUUCCUGAACAGUCCGGAACUUCUAAGCAAGAGGCUGCCGGUUCGAGUCCCGGAAAAGAACAAAAUCGGCGAAGUUUUUCAAGAGCGGUUUCGACAAACACUUUAGUUAAGGAGAUAAUAAAAGAAAACAAAACAGCAAAACGAAAUACGAGUGGAAGAUAUAAAAAACCAUCAAGGUCAAAUCGCACCCCAAAAGCAUCAGACGAAGUGAAAAAUAUGAUGAAAAGUUAUGAAAAAUUCGAAUCAGAACAUGUGAAAACUUCGAAAUCCGAAGAUAAUGACGUGACAGCAAAAGUUUCAACUUCAAGUCUAACAGUUCCUCUCGUUUCUAGGAGAAAAAUUUCAGGAACUCGCAUGCAAAAAACAAGCCUGCCGGAAAUAUCUCUUCGCGGGGUUUCGGGUGCCUCGAGAAAAAUCUCAAAACCCGCAUUUCGCUCUGAACAAUCGGAACUUCUCAAAUCGGUCCUAGAUCAGUAUGAGAAAACGCUGGUUCAAGUUCGCAGUGAAAAGUUUUUCCAACCAACUUUGCCAAAUCGUAAGAUCAGUUCACACGCGUUCUCUUUCUCGUCUCGGCCGAGCAGCCGAGUCCAAUACGAGAAACACAGCGACUGUUACCCAAAACACUUUGACGAAGAACCUAUUGAAAACCCAAACUACGUACCGCCAGAUGUACGAGAAAUAAGGAGAAAGAAAAACAGAGCCAAAACAGCGGUUGCUUCCGCAAUCAAAACUGACGGUAAUGGACUAAUUUUAAGACGAUUGAACACAUUCGAACUUAACACAUACUACCCUUCUGUUCUACCGAGAACACAAGUUACUGCAGGUCCAAAAAUUUGGAGCGAAAAUUCAAAAUAUUGUUGCCCUAUAGCGAAGGUGCAAGUUGCACCGACAAAUGACUUCUUUGACACAGAACUGACUAUUGUGAAAAAUUGCAAAUAAUGUAAAUUCUUAAAUUUGUAAGAAAACGAAAAAAAUGUAUGUACAAAAUAAAGAAUCAUUGAGCAAAUUUACUUUUGAACACUUA
Messenger RNA from Symsagittifera roscoffensis, 6603 nucleotides. RefSeq lists its product as uncharacterized. Bases 165 to 6518 code for a protein of 2117 amino acids. The transcript has 26 exons. The record is from RefSeq and is a predicted model, not a curated record. NCBI's taxonomy places the organism in Eukaryota, Metazoa, Xenacoelomorpha, Acoela, Convolutidae. Gene Ontology annotation, molecular function: protein binding.